AAUCACAAGUGUAGGAUUGGGAUACCGUAAACUAACAUAUAUCACAGUCAAAUCCAAGUUAUCGGUUAAAGUUCAGUUGAAUGCCGAGAGACGCUUUGAACAUAAUGGACACUCAUGUGAAAGCAGGACAAGUUUACCUUCAACACAGAAAUGUAGGAAAGAAGUGGAAGCAGCAUUGGCUGACUCUCUACCCCUCCAGCCGCUGCGGUGUAGCCAGGCUAGAGCGCCAGGAAGUGGGGGGAGGAGAGCGGGCCGGUCCCUCUGGGGUCUGGAAGCACCAGGACAAAGUUAAGGAGAAGAGGGUGAUCCGCCUGUCAGAGGUCAACCUUACUGCUGUGAUCAGGGUCCUGAGGCUGCCCCCACACGCUGAGGCCUGCCCCAAAGACAACAUGGCCGCCUUCUGUGUGGAGACCGACGGCAGGAGGUACGUCUUCGCAGCGGAUAAGGACGACUGCGUGGAGUGGGUGGAGAGGAUGUGUGACCUCGCCUUCCAGGGAGGCUCCACUGGUCAGCAGCCGCAAAUUCAGAUGGAGGACAACCAGAUCUACGUCUCCAGGGAGGAAGUUAGUGAGUUCAGGGUGGGUGUGAAGCAGACGGAUAAUAACUUGUCUUGCUGCAACCUCCAGGGGGAGUACUAUUGGCUGCAAGUGGCCCAGGAGGCCGUCACAGUACGGUACUAUGGCAGAGACAAGUUGACGUUCAACAUCGAGGCGGGCCGGCGCUGUGACUCUGGACCCGGAACCUUCACCUUUGAGACGUGCCAAGCUGACGACAUCUUCAGCCUCAUCGAGGCCGCCAUACGGGAACAGAAGGCCGUCGCCGGGGACGAAUGUGAGGGCGACACUGUGGUUGCUAACCAUAGCCCUAAUAUGCCUCGUGCUCGUUCCCCACUGCCCAAACUGCCAGAUAGUGCAACCAUUUUGGAGGGCAGCUACAGUUUUAAACCAGUAUUUUCAAAUGCUAUUGGCUCAGAGCAGUGUUUGUACUCACAGCCGCCUAAUUUGAUUGGCUCUGAGGAGUGUCCGUACUCUGAGCCAGCAGACAGUAUUAAACCCAAAGCCCCCAGCCUCAACUCCUAUCUGACGCCCCCAACAGCCUCCACCCUCACCCCUCUAUCCCUCUACACCCGCAAUCACCAUGUCAACCAGAACGGAACCAGUGUACGCCGACCCAGCAGACAUCCUCACCACUCACACCCCCGCGAUCUGCACACCACCACCACCCCCGCCCACUUCCUCUUCCUGCUCUUAUCACCACGACAACAAGCCAGAGCCGGUCUACUCCGAGGUGUGCUGACCAUUUGA
Oncorhynchus gorbuscha (pink salmon) is the source of this 1304-nucleotide messenger RNA. Its product is annotated as docking protein 1-like. The record is from RefSeq and is a predicted model, not a curated record. Gene Ontology annotation, biological process: positive regulation of MAPK cascade; cell surface receptor protein tyrosine kinase signaling pathway. NCBI's taxonomy places the organism in Eukaryota, Metazoa, Chordata, Actinopteri, Salmoniformes, Salmonidae. Bases 81 to 1304 code for a protein of 407 amino acids. Gene Ontology annotation, cellular component: cytoplasm. The transcript is spliced from 7 exons.